Molecule: messenger RNA, 1488 nt
Organism: Hyaena hyaena (striped hyena)
Lineage: Eukaryota; Metazoa; Chordata; Mammalia; Carnivora; Hyaenidae
Gene: VGLL3
Product: vestigial like family member 3
Exons: 4
Coding region: 258-1238 (326 amino acids)
Biological process (GO): regulation of transcription by RNA polymerase II
Cellular component (GO): nucleus
Source: RefSeq, a predicted model, not a curated record
GCCGCUAUAUAAGCGCAGGCAAGCGGACAUUCGGAGGGGCUGAAGAUGAAGGUGCCCGCGCAUGGGCCCCCACUGAUUGCCAACCCCUCCCGAGCCCGCGCCCAGCGCGGAGCCCGCGGCCGCCCAGGACCCGCCUUCGCCGCAGUAGCAGCUGGAGCAGCGACAGACGAGGCAGCUGCGGCGGUGGCGGCGGCGCCCGUCGCCGGAGCGCGUAGAUCGGCGGCGGCAGCUCGGGGGCCGCCGCAGCCCCGGCUGCCAUGAGUUGUGCGGAGGUGAUGUAUCACCCCCAGCCGUAUGGAGCGCCCCAGUAUCUGCCCAACCCUGUGGCAGCUGCAACCUGCCCCACAGCCUACUACCACCCGGCGCCCCAACCUGGCCAGCAGAAGAAGUUAGCGGUAUACAGCAAGAUGCAGGACUCUCUGGAAGUCACCCUUCCCAGCAAACAAGAGGAGGAGGAGGAUGAGGAGGAGGAGGAGGAGGAGGAGGAGAAAGACCAGCCUGCCGAGAUGGAGUACCUUAACUCUCGCUGUGUCCUUUUCACUUAUUUCCAGGGAGACAUUGGGUCAGUAGUGGAUGAACACUUCUCAAGAGCUUUGGGCCAAGCCAGCACCCUCCAUCCAGAAUCUGCCAUUUCAAAAAGCAAGAUGGGGCUAACCCCCCUAUGGCGAGACAGCUCAGCUCUCUCAAGCCAGCGGAAUAGUUUCCCGACUUCCUUUUGGACAAGCUCUUACCAGCCCCCACCUGCACCCUGCUUGGGGGGUGUUCAUCCUGAAUUCCAGGUCACUGCACCCCCUGGCACCUUUACCGCAGCUGACCCUAGCCCCUGGCCAGGACACGGCCUGCAUCAGACUGGCCCAGCCCCUCCCCCACCUGCAUCCGAGCCCUGGCACUAUCCUUUGGCAUCUCAGGUGAGCCCAUCCUACAGCCACAUGCAUGACAUGUACAUGCGGCACCACCCCCAUGCCCACAUGCAUCACCGCCACCAUCACCACCACCACCAUCCUUCUGCUGGCUCUGCCCUGGAUCCAUCCUAUGGGCCCCUGCUGAUGCCAUCAGUGCGCACGGCCAGGAUUCCUGCUCCCCAGUGUGACAUCACAAAGACAGAUCCGACUACAGUCACCACUGCUACCUCAGCGUGGGCCGGAGCCUUUCAUGGAACCGUGGACUUAGUGCCAAGUGUGGGGUUUGAAACAGGUCUGCAGCAUCAAGACAAGAGCAAGGAAUCACCCUGGUACUGAAACACAGUAUUAGAAAGUCAGGUUGAAGUAUGAAUCCAUGGGCCCACUGGGAAAGAGGCUGCCGGGAUUUCCCAUUCUGCAGUGGGACACACUAGACAUGGAAGAAGAAGAGGAAAUGUCAACCAGCUAACCUUGGUUUGGAGCCUUUUCUUGAGAAAGCAGAGUGGGUCCUAGACAUUAAAGAAAAGCAUUUUUGUUUGUUUUUUUCCCCUCAUCUGAGCCUUUGCCAACUGUGCAAAUCUUUUUUUUU